AUGACGGAACACUUGUCUGCCGAAGAUGCGACGCGGCUUGUUGAUUUUGUGAAUGACAAGAUUCAAAGCCUCGAAGACCUCCUGAGUCUUGAUACCCUCCUCAACAGCCUCCAGGAGCAGCAAGAUCUUCAGAGACAACAGCUCCGAGAAGCAGAGGAAAUACUCAAAAGCGCUACUAAAGCUUCAAACGAACAUGCGGAGGCUGUCCGCAAAGAGGCAGAGGCGUUCAGCAAACACCAGGCCGAUAUAGAUCGUCGCUUACUCAUUGUAACGCAAUCGGAACAUAGCGAUGAGGCUGUGCGGAAAUUUGAAGAUAGCAUUGCUAGGCUGCAAAGGCUUGAUGUGUCGCAAGGAUACUUGGAGCUUCUGAACAGCAUAGACCACCUGAACAAGGAUGUGAUAAAGAAGAUGAAAACAUCUCCCCACGAUGCCUUACGAUCCUAUGCGCAGCUCCGUUCCAUCGAGAUAUCGAUAUCAUCCGGCCAGGAAAGAGUCGAAGGCGCUACACCACACCUCCUUGACUAUGUUAAGGGAGUCUCUGAAACGUUGAGGGGCUUAGUUUAUGGGGAAUAUAUUGGUAAACUACAAAAUGUGCUGGACAAAAUGAAGUGGCCUAUGAAAGAACUCCCCUCGGAGCCAUUAAUUGAUGAAUGGAUGCGCUGGUGCGAUCUGCUUCUGGAAUUUCAAGAGCCUGACCUUAUAAACGACACUGUUGAGGCCCACCUCAAGGAUUGCUCUGUGCUGCCCAUUUUACUCCCAUUGGAAGUCAUGGCGCAACCUCUAGAGCUCAGAUUUAAAUAUCAUUUCAGCGGUGACCGGCCUACAAACAGGCUGGAUAAGGCCUUCAGUCACUUAAUUCAUGAGCUUAUGAAUUUCGAUAAUGAGCUUAAACUCUCGUGGUCUUACCCGUCGAACCCAGCCCAAGAAAGCGCAUGGAAAGGCCUGACAUGGGAAAUAUUAGUGAAGGAGAACUGGUUUUCUGAAUGGCUUCAGGUGGAAAAGAAUUUCGCAUUGGCCAGGUAUCAGAAUAUCAUUGAUGCUGAGGAUGGGGGAGAAAUUGACUACGAUGGGGUAGCACCAACGGCAACUAAGCCAACGAAAGCCGCCCUCCGGGUUAAUGACCUCUUGGAAAACAUCACAGAACUUUACCGGCCGUUAUCAUCUUUCAGCCAAAAGCUCCGAUUCCUGAUUGAUAUCCAAAUAACUAUUUUCGACCUGUUUCACGAGAGGCUACAUUCUGGCCUCGAGGCUUACCUUGCUAUGACAUCCGCCAUAGGGCGCACAGUACAAGGCUCCUCGACUGGUCAGCCAAAUAUAGAAGGAGUAUCUGGUCUAGAGCGAUUGUGUAGGAUAUUUGGAAGUGCUGAAUAUCUAGAAAAAAAGAUGCAAGACUGGGGCGACGAUGUCUUCUUCCUUGAGCUCUGGUAUGAGCUACAGGACCGGGUAACGAGGCAUAGCCACACUGGAAAGCCGGUAGCUGGUGUAAUGUCCGUCUCAGAGAUCGCCGCACGUACAUCAUCUUCUGUUGCCAACAAUAACAAGGAUCACCUCGAGGAUGGAGCAGAAGGUGCCUUAUUCGACGAAACAGCCGCAGCAUAUCGCCAGCUUCGAAUGCGAUCCGAGUCAAUAAUCCAGUCAACUAUAGCAUCGAGUGUCCAAACAUCCCUUCGCCCAUAUUACCAGGUGUCAACAUGGGCCUCUUUACGCUCUUCUUCGGACGAGUCCGACUCCCCUACAACACCCUCAUUAGACCUAGUGCAGACUCUACGGCUUCUCACCGCCGACCUUUCAUUCCUCUCUCGCACGCUAGCCGUUGCCCCAAGACGCCGUGUCGCUAACCAUAUCCUCCUUGCUAUUCAGACAUACAUUUGGGAUAGUAUCCUCAUGCGGCAUUCAUUCUCUACUUUUGGCGCCGCGCAGCUUUCUACUGAUGUCGCCAAUAUUUGUGACACGGUUGACGCUGCUAUUGGCGUAAAAGCUGGCGAAACAUAUUCAGCGCGAACAAUCCAAAAGCUCCAGGACGGUUUAUUCCUCUUAGGGUUGAAGAUUAAACCUGAAAAUGCCGACUCAAGUGGCACUGGUGAUAAUACCGUGAGAAACCUAGGUCUGUGGGAAGCCGAAAAGAGGCUCUUUGCGAAUAAUGAGAGUGCAAGGAGUGUCUUGGCUGAGCUUGGUAUAAACACGUUGACAGAAGCAGAGGCAAGAUCGGUUUUGGAGAGAAGAGUUGAGGUCCGUAGUUAA
Molecule: messenger RNA, 2241 nt
Organism: Arthroderma uncinatum
Lineage: Eukaryota; Fungi; Ascomycota; Eurotiomycetes; Onygenales; Arthrodermataceae
Product: RINT-1 family protein
Exons: 5
Coding region: 1-2241 (746 amino acids)
Biological process (GO): endoplasmic reticulum to Golgi vesicle-mediated transport; regulation of ER to Golgi vesicle-mediated transport; retrograde vesicle-mediated transport, Golgi to endoplasmic reticulum
Cellular component (GO): Dsl1/NZR complex
Source: RefSeq, a predicted model, not a curated record